AUGGGUGACCUGACAGCUGGCAGGAAGAUCCUGAGAGGGAGGGAGUAUAAGAUCGGACGCAGCCUGAACGAGUGCUCAACUGAAGGACUUGAGCUCUGGAUCGGUAACCAACAUUUUCCGCCAAGAAUGAAGCUCUCGCACACCCUCCUCUCGCUCGCCAGCCUGGCGCUGGCCGCCGCUCUCCCACAAGCCUCAUCGUCCACUCCUUCACCUUCGCCUUCACCAAGUCCCAGCACGAUCGCAUCGAGCGCGUUUGCCACGACUUCCGGAGUUUCAUUCGUCAUCAACGGGGAAGCAGGCUACUUCCCCGGCUCAAACAGCUACUGGAUUGGCUUCCUAACGAACAACGACGACGUCGACACCGUCUUCUCGCACAUGUCCUCGUCCGGCCUGCGUAUCCUCCGAGUCUGGGGCUUCAACGACGUGAACACCAUCCCUACCGACGGGAGCGUCUACUUCCAGGUCCAUCAGAGCGGAACGUCCACAGUUAACACAGGUGAAGAUGGUCUGCAGCGUCUUGACUACGUUGUGAAGUCUGCGGAGCUGCAUGGAAUCAAGCUCAUCAUCAACUUUGUUAAUUACUGGGAUGAUUAUGGUGGCAUGAAUGCUUACGUGCAGGCUUACGGCGGUAGCGAUAACUCGGAGUGGUAUGACAAUGAGGAGAUGCAGAGUGCGUACCAGGCGUAUAUUGAGGCUGUUGUGAGUCGAUACAUCGACUCACCGGCUAUCUUUGCAUGGGAGCUUGCGAAUGAACCAAGAUGCCAGGGUUGCGAUACGAGCGUGCUGCAUAACUGGAUCCAGAAGACGAGUGCGUAUAUCAAGGGCUUGGAUGGCAAGCACAUGGUUUGUAUCGGUGAUGAGGGCUUCGGCCUCGACACAUCCUCCGACGGAAGCUACCCAUUUCAAUACGGCGAGGGCGGCGAUUUCGCUGCGGCACUGAGCAUCGACACCAUCGAUUUCGGGACGUUUCAUCUAUACCCGGAUAGCUGGGGCACAAACAACACCUGGGGCAACCUCUGGAUAACCGCCCACAGCGAAGCGUGCGUCGCCGCCGGAAAGCCGUGCCUCUUCGAAGAAUACGGUGUUACCUCGGACCACUGCGCCAUCGAGAAGCCGUGGCAGAACACUGCGCUCAAUGCGAGCGGCAUCGCGGGCGACCUUUACUGGCAGUACGGCGAUACGCUGAGCACGGGGCAGUCGGCUGAUGAUGGGAAUACGUUUUAUUAUGGCAGUGAGGAGUUUGAGUGUCUUGUUACAGAGCAUGUUGCCGCGAUUAAGGCGAGUGGAAGGUGA
Molecule: messenger RNA, 1293 nt
Organism: Aspergillus mulundensis
Lineage: Eukaryota; Fungi; Ascomycota; Eurotiomycetes; Eurotiales; Aspergillaceae
Product: glycoside hydrolase 5 family protein
Exons: 3
Coding region: 1-1293 (430 amino acids)
Molecular function (GO): hydrolase activity, hydrolyzing O-glycosyl compounds
Source: RefSeq, a predicted model, not a curated record